AAAAGUUUCUGUAGGCAGUAGGGAGUUUUCUGCGGGGUCUGGAUUGGAAAUACAGAGGACUGGACCCUACUUGUAUGAUUGGAGUCUAACGGAAAGAGAAAAAAAAACUUCCCCCUCGCCUCAAAGAGUCUACAUGUCUAAUAUUUAGACAUGUUCAGCUUUGUGGAUAUUCGGUUAGCGCUGUUGCUCAGCGCAACAGUGCUUUUGGCUAGAGGACAAGGCGAGGACGAUCGCACCGCCGGCAGCUGUACGUUGGACGGUCAAUUCUACAACGACAGAGAUGUCUGGAAACCCGAGCCAUGCCAGAUCUGCGUGUGCGAUAGCGGCACCGUCAUGUGCGACGAAGUUAUCUGCGAGGACACAUCCGACUGCCCCAAUCCAGUGAUCCCCCACGACGAAUGCUGCCCCAUCUGCCCCGAUGACGGCUUCCAGGAGCCAAAGGUUGAGGGACCCCAGGGUGAUCGUGGAGCCAAGGGAGAGCCAGGAGCUACUGGUUUCCCCGGCAACGAUGGUAUUCCCGGCCAGCCCGGCCUUCCUGGACCCCCAGGCCCCCCUGGACCCCCUGGCCUCGGCGGAAACUUCUCCCCUCAGAUGUCUGGUGGUUUUGAUGAGAAGAGCGGCGGUGGCAUGUCCAUGCCCGGCCCCAUGGUACGGACAUACAACUACACAGAGCCUGUUGGCCCAGUAGGAUCACUCACUCAUGGAAUCUGUUUGAUGUAUAGGCACUACCAUAAACUAUGGCCAUGAGACACUUUUGCUCAG
Molecule: messenger RNA, 762 nt
Organism: Salvelinus sp. IW2-2015
Lineage: Eukaryota; Metazoa; Chordata; Actinopteri; Salmoniformes; Salmonidae
Source: RefSeq, a predicted model, not a curated record